This is a messenger RNA of Ramularia collo-cygni, 3873 nucleotides long. Its product is annotated as related to ATP-binding cassette transporter protein YOR1. Gene Ontology annotation, cellular component: membrane. Gene Ontology annotation, molecular function: ATP binding; ATP hydrolysis activity; ABC-type transporter activity. The transcript has 5 exons. The record is from RefSeq and is a predicted model, not a curated record. Bases 1 to 3873 code for a protein of 1290 amino acids. Gene Ontology annotation, biological process: transmembrane transport. NCBI's taxonomy places the organism in Eukaryota, Fungi, Ascomycota, Dothideomycetes, Mycosphaerellales, Mycosphaerellaceae.
AUGCGCACUGGUCAUCGACGUCCGCUAGAGCUCAAAGACAUCUGGCUGGUGAAUCCGGAUCGCGAAGUCGGUGUGAUGGCGGAGAGGUUUCACGGUCACAUGAGCCGCAAUAUUGACCAAGCUGUCAAGAACCCUUUGCUCCGGGCCAUCCACGCAACUUUCAUGAAGGAGUUCUGGAUAGGAGGGAUAUGGCUCCUUGUUGCAUCGGUCUGUCAGACCAUGUCCCCUUUCACUCUGCGWUAUCUCAUAGAAUUCGCGCAAGACGCAUACGUCGCCAGUAUCGUCCAAAAACAGACGUCCGUCUCACCGGAUUCUCCUCACGGCCCAGCCAUUGGACGUGGUCUUGGACUGGUAUUCACCAUCACGAUUCUGCAGAUCAUAUCAAGUGUGGGUGUCAACCAGUUCAUGUACAAUGGCUUCAUCGUUGGCGGUCAGGCUCGCGGAGUGCUUGUCAUGGCUAUUUUUGAGAAGUCUUUGCGGAUUUCGAGCAGGGCGAAAGCCGGUGGUCAUGCAACGGCGACUGGAUCUUCCGAUCCUGAGAAGACUGGAGAGCCGGAUGCGGCCGAAAGAAGGGAGCACGCAGAAAAACUCUUCCGCGAGAGCGACAUCUCGACCACAGGAAAACUUCCUCCCCACAGCGAGCAGCAGUCGCGAGACGGGAAGAAGCGAGUUGACGCCAGCCCCGACGAUGAUCAGGCCUGGUCGAAUGCACGGAUCAUGAACUUGAUGGCGAACGACUCUUCUAGGAUCGACCAAGCAUGCGGCAUGUGCCAUCUGAUCUGGACAUCCCCAAUUGCAAUCUUGCUCUCACUCGCCAUAUUGCUUUCGAACCUGAAAUCUUCAGCGUUGGCGGGUUUCGGCCUCAUGGUAGUCUGUCUUCCACCUUUGGUGAUGGUCAUGAAAGCCGUCGAAACUCGCAGAAAAGCCAUCAAUCGCGUCACGGAUAGUCGCAUGUCACUGACGCAAGAAAUACUGAACUCCAUCCGUUUUGUCAAAUUCUGUGCUUGGGAGCGGGCGUUUUUGCAGGACUUGAUGAGCAUUCGGCAACGCGAGACAUCCCUGACGCAGGGCAUGCUAACGAUGCGGAACGGCCUCACUGCCUUCUCUUACUCGCUGCCUGUGUUCGCCGCAAUGCUAUCAUUCAUUACUUAUUCCCUGUCAGGACAUGAACUGACAUCAGCGCGUGUAUUCUCGUCGCUUGCAUUGUUCAACGCUCUACGUUUACCAUUCAACAUCCUUCCCAUGGUCAUUGGCCAAGUGAUUGAUGCCUGGGCUUCCAUGACUCGGAUACAGGACUUCCUGAUGGCCGAGGAGCACCAGAGAAUGAUCGUUACCGAAAGCCAACUACCUCACGCCAUCGAUGUGCGCGCAGCUGGGUUUGUGUGGGAGCACAACGCGUCGGCCAGCGGACAUGCGGAAGAAUCUGUGAAUCUACCAGCAGCUGAUGCCGCAGGAGGAGAACCAUUCUCUAUUCAGGACAUGAACUUUACCAUCAAUCGUACGGAGCUGGUCGCUAUCAUAGGGCCAGUGGGAUCCGGUAAGAGCUCUCUACUCUCUGGAAUGACAGGCGAUAUGCGGAUGAUCAGCGGCGAGGUCCAUCUUGGUGGCUCCCGCGCAUUCUGUCCACAGCACGCUUGGAUUCAAAACGCUACACUGCAGGAGAACAUCUUGUUUGGAAAGACAAUGGACGAAGCGUGGUACGGCCAAGUCGUACAUGCAUGUGCAUUACAGCCAGACUUUGACAUUCUACCUGCUGGCGACAAGACCGAGAUUGGAGAGCGCGGCAUCRAUCUGAGUGGCGGCCAGAAACAGAGGGUCAAUCUCGCAAGGGCGAUAUACUCCGACCGCGAGAUCAUCUUAAUGGACGAUCCUCUCUCAGCAGUCGAUGCCCAUGUUGGCCGCCACAUCUUUGAGGAAGCAAUCUGUGGCCUUUUGAAAGACCGCUGCAGGGUCCUGGCGACACAUCAGCUUCACUACCUAGAGCGUUGUGAUCGUGUCAUUUGGAUUGAUCAGGGUCGCGUCAAAGCAACUGGAACCUUCAAGGAUCUUUUCGAUAAUCACGACAGCUUUAGGGAGCUUCUAACCUACGUGACACAGAGUGGAAAGACCAACGACGAACACGUCAAACCGUCCUGCACGAAGCACGCUGCCGCAGAGGAAUCCAUCAGCGUCGUACAGUUGAUGCAAGACGAAGAGCACGCCGCGAGUAGUGUCCCGUGGUCCCUAUACGGGGACUACAUGCGCGCUUCGGGGGUGUCUCAUCGAUUCGACAUAACUCGUGGGGAGUAUGUCGCCACCUACGUCGGUCUUGCCUUUCUUCAAUUGCUGUUUACUUUCGCCUUCCCUUGGUCGCYCUCCAUUCUAGGAACCCGGUCAAGCCGAACACUAUUCGACAACGCAAUGAAAAAGAUCCUGGGAGCGCCCACCGUGUUCUUCGACACGACGCCGCUGGGCCGCAUCACGAACCGCUUUUCCAACGACGUUGAGGUAUUGGACAACAACAUUUCCGWCGCCCUGAGGCAGUACAUGUUCAACCUGUCCAUGAUAGUCAGUGUUUGUACACUUUUUAUCGUCUUCUUCCACUGGGCUGGCAUAGCUCUUCUUCCUGGGCUGCUGAUGUUCCUCUACGUCACCGCCUAUUACAGAUCGUCCGCGAGGGAGAUCAAACGCUAUGAAGCAAAUCUCAGAUCGACAAUGUUUGCUCGCUUUAGUGAGGCUAUCACUGGCAUCCCUAGCAUUCGUGCCUACGAACUUCAAGGACAUUUCACUAGUGCCCUUCGAGGUACCAUCAACGACUUCAACUCUGCAUACUAUCUAACAUUUGCCGAUGAGRGAUGGCUCAACAUGAGACUGGAUAUUGUUUCAAAUUUACUGGUGAUGGUAGCUGGCAUCUCAAUGGUCGCGCUGCGAACCACCAUCAACCCUAGCGUCUCUGGACUGGUGUUUUCAUACAUGCUCGCCAUUGUGCAAAUGGUCCAGUUCCUGGUCAGACAAAUGGUAGAAGUCGAGAAUUCGAUGAACUCCACGGAACGCCUCCACUACUAUGGCACGAACCUCGCACAGGAGCCAUUAAACGACGACGAGACAUCUUUGGAGUCUUCGUGGCCCGUACAUGGUCAAAUCACCUUCGCCAAUGUGCAAAUGAGAUACCGCGACAAUCUACCCCUCGUGUUAAAAGACCUCGACAUGUCAAUAGCCGGAGGGGAGCGCGUAGCCAUUAUUGGCCGCACAGGCGCAGGCAAGUCCUCGAUCGCCAAUGUCCUCUUCCGCCUAACAGAGCUCUCAAGCGGAAGCAUCACCAUUGACGGCAUCGAUAUUUCCACUCUAGCCCUCCACGACCUCCGCUCUCGGUUCUCCAUCGUCCCGCAAGACCCAGCACUAUUCCAGGGAACAGUACGAAGUAACCUAGAUCCUUUCAAUGAGUAUUCCGACCUCAAGCUAUGGUCUGCUUUAAGACAGGUCCAUCUCCUUGCAGACACAGAGGAUGCCAAUGGUAUUUCCCGCACUUUCGGCGUACAUCUCGAUUCGAGUGUAGAGGAAGACGGUCUCAAUUUCUCUCUCGGUCAGAGACAAUUGCUGGCUUUGGCACGUGUACUCGUCCGCGACAGCAGGAUUGUUAUUUGCGACGAGGCGACUUCUUCUAUUGAUUUGGAAAUGGAUGAACGCAUCCAGGAGACUAUUCGAUCGAGUCUGCAAGGUCGGACGCUGUUGUGUAUUGCGCAUCGAUUGAAGACCGUGGUUAAUUAUGAUAGAGUGUGUGCUAUGGAUGCUGGGCAAGUUGCGGAAAUGGGUACGCCGGUGGAGUUGUGGAGGAGAGGCGGCAUGUUCAGAGAGAUGUGCGAGCAAAGUGGUAUUGUCUAUGGAGAUCUGUGA